Molecule: messenger RNA, 1400 nt
Organism: Venturia canescens
Lineage: Eukaryota; Metazoa; Arthropoda; Insecta; Hymenoptera; Ichneumonidae
Gene: Uch-L5
Product: ubiquitin carboxy-terminal hydrolase L5
Exons: 6
Coding region: 330-1265 (311 amino acids)
Biological process (GO): ubiquitin-dependent protein catabolic process; protein deubiquitination
Cellular component (GO): cytoplasm
Molecular function (GO): cysteine-type deubiquitinase activity
Source: RefSeq, a predicted model, not a curated record
AAUCGAUUAUUGCAUGUUCAUAUAUAGUCGUAGAUUAAAAAUCGGUACGGUCAGUACCUAUAUUGCUGUCGCGUAUUUCAUUUCACUAUACAAAACUGCCGCUGCAGUGCUAAUAAGCCAUUUUUCUUCCUAUUUUUUGAUAUAAAGCGAUUUUUCACUUUAUCAUUAUUAUUAUCAUCGAGCUGACGACCGCUAUCAACAGUAUCAACACGACUACACAGAAAAAUUCGAGUCUAUAAAAAUAAGUAAACUUUUGAGUCGAGUUGUGUGUGAAAUAAAAUUGUGCGGGACUUCGUUUGUCAAACGAAGUUUGUUAAUCGUGUUGAAUCAUGGCUGGCUCUGGUGAAAAUUGGUGUCUCAUUGAGAGUGAUCCUGGUGUUUUUACAGAAUUAAUUCGAGAAUUUGGGGCAACAGGAGCUCAAGUCGAAGAAUUAUGGUCCCUAGAUGACGAUCAAUUUGAUAAUUUAAAGCCGAUCCAUGGUCUAAUAUUCCUAUUCAAGUGGGUUCAAGAUGAUGAACCUGCUGGAACUCUAGUUCAGGACAACAGAUUAGAUAAAAUAUUUUUUGCCAAGCAGGUGAUAAACAACGCCUGUGCGACACAAGCAAUAGUCAGUGUUUUGUUAAAUUGCAAACAUCCAGACAUAUCACUCGGUCCCAAUCUCCAGGCCCUCAAGAACUUCUGCCAAGGUUUUGAUGCUGGAAUCAGUGGAUUGGCUCUCAGCAACUCCAAUGUGAUAAGAAAAGUUCACAAUUCCUUUUCAAGGCAAACUCUUUUUGAAUGGGAUUGUUCAAAGUCGUCCAAAGACGAGGAUGUUUUUCAUUUCGUUAGUUAUCUUCCAAUCGAUGGUCGGCUUUAUGAGCUCGACGGCCUUAAAGAGGGUCCAAUGGAUCUAGGCCCGUGUCCACCCGGUGAUCAAUGGGUACAAGCUGCGAAGCCAAUCAUUCAAAAAAGAAUAAACAAAUACAACGAGGGAGAAAUCCAUUUCAAUUUGAUGGCCAUAGUUUCCGAUCGUAAAAUGCUUUACGAGCGACAAAAAGCGAACGUUUGUGAGCCGUUGGAAGUAGCACGACUGGAAUCUUUGAUCGAAGAAGAAAUCAACAAGUCGAAACGUUAUAAAAUCGAAAACAUUCGUAGAAAACACAAUUAUCUACCAUUGAUAAUGGAAUUGCUCAAAGUUUUAGCGAAAGAGGGUAAGCUCGUGCCACUCUUUCAAAAAGCCAAAGAACGUGCGAUUGAAAAAGAAGCGAGAAAAAAUAAAGUUUAAUACAAAGCUUUUCUGGAUUUUGUAAGGGAGCAUUUUCAUUAAUUAAGGAGUAUUUCAUUGGAUAAAGAUGUAAAAUUCUUCUCGCGUUGGCAUAUAAAUUGUCGAUAAUUUUUUAAAUAAAUUUACUUUUACGUA